GGCGCAGCGGGACGAGCCCGGGAGCGCGGCCCCGGCGCGGCUCUGCCCGUGGCGGCUCGGCCGGGAUCCACCAUGAAUUUCGAAGGGCUCAACCCCUCCCUGGCCGAGUUCGCUCCUCCCCUGCACCCCGCGCUGGAGCCGGUGCUGGAUCCUCACCUGAACCCCAACCUGGUGGAGCUGGACCCCGAGGGGGUGUCCCUGGAGGGGCUCCCUGUGCCUGAGUCCGUGCACCUGAUGGAGGGCAUGUACAGCGAGCUGCACACGGCCGUGUCCGAGGUCGGCGUGCCCGUCUCCGUGGCUCACUUCGACCUGCACGAGGAGAUGCUGUGGGUUGGCAACCACGGGGGCCACGCCACCUCCUUCUUUGGGCCCACUCUGGAGCGCUACUCGUCCUUCCAAGUGAACAGCAGCGAUGACAUCCGCCAGAUCCAGAGCCUGGAGAACGGCGUCCUCUUCCUCACCAAAACCAACCUCAAGUACCAGUCCCGGGGCGGCCUCAUCAUCUUCGACUACCUCAUGGAUGAAUCCGAGGACAUGCACAGCCUGCUGCUGACGGACAACAACACCCUGCUGGUGGCUGGGCUGCAGAACCACGUCCUGGAGAUCGACCUCAACACCGUCCAGGAGACGCAGAAGUACACCGUGGAGGUGCCGGGCAUCACCAUCAUGAGGCAAUCCAACCGCUUCUUCUUCUGCGGGCACACCUCAGGCAAGGUGUCCCUGCGUGACCUGCGCACCUUCGUGGUGGAGCACGAGUUCGACGCGCACUCCGGGAGCCUGUCGGACUUCGACGUGCACGGCAACCUGCUGGUGACCUGCGGCUUCUCCAGCCGCAUGAACGGCCUGGCCUGCGACCGCUUCCUCAAGGUCUACGACCUGCGCAUGAUGAGAGCCACCACCCCCCUGCAGGUCCACAUCGACCCCUUCUUCCUCCGCUUCAUCCCCACCUACACCUCCCGCCUGGCCAUCAUCUCCCAGACAGGCCAGUGCCAGUUCUGUGAGCCCACCGGGCUGGCCAACCCCGCUGACAUCUUCCACGUCAACACCGUGGGGCCGCUCAUCAUGACCUUCGACGUUUCGGCCAGCAAGCAGGCGCUGGCCUUCGGCGACUCCGAGGGCUGCGUCCACCUCUGGGCCGACUCCCCAGAGGUCACCUUCAAUGCCUACUCCAGGGAGACCGACUUUGCCCUGCCCUGCAUGGUGGACACGUUGCCACACCUGGACUGGAACCAGGACCUGGUGCCGCUGUCGCUGAUCCCGGUGCCGCUGACCAACGACGCGCUGCUCUCCGACUGGCCCGCCGCCAACUCGGCCCCGGCGCCGCGGAGAGCCCCCCCGGUGGAUCCCGAGAUUCUGCGCACCAUGAAGAAGGUGGGGUUCAUUGGCUACGCCCCGAACCCCAGGACCAAGCUGCGUAACCAGAUUCCUUACAGGUUAAAGGAGAUGGACAACGAGUUUGACAACUUCAGCCAAGUCCCCGAGUCCCCGAUCGGGCGUGAGGAGGAGCCACAUCUCUACAGGGUGGCCAAGAAGUACAGGAAGGUCACCAUCAAAUACUCCAAGCUGGGGCUGGAGGAUUUUGACUUCAAGCAUUACAACAAGACGCUGUUUGCAGGGCUGGAGCCCCACAUUCCCAACGCCUACUGCAACUGCAUGAUCCAGGUGCUGUAUUUCCUGGAGCCAGUCCGCUGCCUGGUGCAGAACCACCUGUGCCAGAAGGAAUUCUGCCUGGGCUGCGAGCUGGGCUUGCUCUUCCACAUGCUGGACCUGUCCCGAGGAGACCCCUGCCAGGGAAGCAAUUUUCUGCGGGCUUUCCGCACCAUCCCGGAGGCGUCGGCGCUGGGUUUGAUCCUGGCAGACUCAGACGAAGCCACGGGGAAGGUGAACCUGGGGAGGCUGAUUCAGAGCUGGAACCGUUUCAUCCUGACUCAGCUGCACCAGGAAACCCAGGAGCAGGAGGGACCCCAGGCCUACCGUGGGGCUGGCAGCAGCAGCUUUGGCUCCUCGGGGGACUCUGUCAUCGGGCAGCUGUUCAGCUGUGAGAUGGAGAACUGCAGCAUGUGCCGCUGCGGGAAGGAGACUGUCCGUGUGUCCUCCACGCUGCUCUUCACCCUCUCCUACCCUGACAGCACCGAAAAACCAGCCAAGGAUUACGAGUUCGCCCAAAUUUUAAAGCGCAGCAUCUGCUUGGAGCAGAACACGCAAGCCUGGUGUGAGAAUUGUGAGAAAUACCAGCCCACGGUGCAGACCCGGAACAUUCGCUGCCUGCCAGACGUGCUGGUCAUUAACUGUGAGGUGAACAGCUCCAAGGAGGCAGAUUUCUGGAAAACACAGGCUGAGUAUUCCUUUCAGAAAGCCAUGAUGAAGAGAGGAGGCUUUGACAUCACCAAGGGAAAGGAGAUCUCUCUUGGAGAGUGGAAGGAUCUGGGGAACCCUGACACAGGCCAUUCAUAUCCUUCUGUGGAGGAACUGAAGAACAUUUGGAUCCCUCACGCCAUCAAGAUGAGGUUGACCAAGAGCAAAGAGCUCGACGUGAGCAACUGCAGCGAGACCGAUGAGCUGAGCCCCACGGAUGACCCCGAGUCCGUGUACAUCUACGACCUCAUGGCCACCGUUGUCCACAUCCUGGAUUCCCGCACUGGGGGCAGCCUGGUGGGGCACAUCAAGGUGGGAGAGACCUACCACCAAAGGAAGGAGGGAGUCACACACCAGCAGUGGUACCUCUUCAACGACUUCCUCAUCGAGCCCGUGGACAAGUGCGAGGCUGUGCAGUUUGACAUGAGCUGGAAGGUGCCAGCCAUCCUCUACUACGCCCGGAGGAACCUCAACUCCAAGUACAACCUCGUCAUCAAGAACCCCAUCGAGGCCAGCGUGCUCCUGGCUGAGGCCUCGCUGGCCCGCAAGCAGCGCAAGUGCCACGCCACCUUCAUCCCCCUCAUGCUCAACGAGAUGCCCCAGGCGGGAGACCUGGUGGGGCUGGACGCGGAGUUUGUCACGCUGAACGAGGAGGAGGCUGAGCUGCGCAGCGAUGGCACCAAGUCCACCAUCAAGCCCAGCCAGAUGUCGGUGGCCAGGAUCACCUGCGUGCGCGGGCAGGGCCCCAACGAGGGCGUCCCCUUCAUCGAUGACUACAUCUCCACCCAGGAGCAGGUGGUGGAUUACCUGACCCAGUACUCUGGGAUCAAACCAGGAGACCUGGAUGCCAAGAUCUCCUCCAAGCACCUGACCACCCUCAAAUCCACUUACCUGAAGCUGCGUUUCCUCAUCGAUGUGGGCGUCAAGUUCGUGGGCCACGGGCUGCAGAAGGAUUUCCGUGUCAUCAACCUGAUGGUGCCCAAGGACCAGGUGAUCGACACCGUGUACCUGUUCCACAUCCCGAGGAAGAGGAUGAUCUCCCUGCGCUUCCUCGCCUGGUACUUCCUGGACCUGAAGAUCCAGGGGGAGACCCACGACAGCAUCGAGGAUGCGCGGACGGCGCUGCAGCUCUACCGCAAGUACCUGGAGCUGAGCCCGCAGGGCUCGGAGCCCGAGGAGUUCCGGAAGGUGCUCAAGGGGCUCUACGAGAAGGGCCGCAAGCUGGACUGGAAGGUGCCCGAGCCCGACAGCCAGAGCAGCCCCAAGCACGGGGCCGUGUUCCCCCCCGUGCUGGCGCUGUGACCGGAGCCCCCGCGAGGAGCAGCGCCGGGAGCGGCGGACGCGCGUGGAACUGGAACCAGCAGCGGGGCCGGGGCUGUCCCCGACCCGCCCGACCCCCGCCCCGGGCCCGGUGCCCCGGGGCUCCCCUUUCCCUGCCGGUACCGGGAAGCACUGCCUUCCCCGGCCCACUCGCCCGCCGGCCCGGGCGCCCUCAUAAAACAGCCUCGAACCCCCGUGCGACCGUGUCCUCCUUGGCUCCGGGGGGCGGGACCGGGACCGGGACCGGGGGCACGCCAGGAACGACCCGGGCUCACACCGCCACUGGUACCGGGGACACGGCAGAAAGGAUCGGGGCUGGGGCCGGAACACGGCACGGAGGAGCCGGACCGGGACCGGGACAAGACGGAAGGUUCCGGAUCGGGCACAGGCAAGAAGGAGCGGGGCUGACACCGGGGACACGGCAGGAAUGACCGGGACCGGGGACUGGGAGGGACGUGGUGUAGAGGAGCCGGUCCGGGGUUGGCACCGGGGACACGGCAGAAAGGACUGGGACCGGGCUCGGAACGGGACCGGCACUGGGGACACGGCAGAAAGGACUGGGACCGGGCUCGGAACGGGACCGGCACUGGGGACACGGCAGAAAGGACUGGGACCGGGCUCGGAACGGGACCGGCACCGGGGACACGGCAGAAAGGACCGGGACCGGGCUCGGAACGGGACCGGCACCGGGGACACGGCAGAAAGGACUGGGACCGGGCUCGGAACGGGACCGGCACUGGGGACACGGCAGGACAGACCCAGGUUCGGCCCGGGGCUCAGACCGGGAGCUCUGUGGGGCGGAACGGACCCGGAACCGGGCCCAGGCGAGGCUGGCACCGGGAGCACGGCAGGAAGGACCAAGGUUUGGGUCGGUGCUCAGACCCGGGGGCACGGCAGGACGGA
Molecule: messenger RNA, 4578 nt
Organism: Catharus ustulatus (Swainson's thrush)
Lineage: Eukaryota; Metazoa; Chordata; Aves; Passeriformes; Turdidae
Gene: PAN2
Product: poly(A) specific ribonuclease subunit PAN2
Exons: 26
Coding region: 73-3657 (1194 amino acids)
Biological process (GO): nuclear-transcribed mRNA poly(A) tail shortening; mRNA processing
Cellular component (GO): P-body; PAN complex
Molecular function (GO): poly(A)-specific ribonuclease activity; nucleic acid binding; protein binding
Source: RefSeq, a predicted model, not a curated record